Photinus pyralis (common eastern firefly) is the source of this 5226-nucleotide messenger RNA. RefSeq names its product 5'-3' exoribonuclease 1 (gene pcm). Bases 140 to 5074 code for a protein of 1644 amino acids. Gene Ontology annotation, molecular function: RNA binding; 5'-3' RNA exonuclease activity. Gene Ontology annotation, biological process: nuclear-transcribed mRNA catabolic process; rRNA catabolic process. The transcript is spliced from 22 exons. Gene Ontology annotation, cellular component: nucleus. NCBI's taxonomy places the organism in Eukaryota, Metazoa, Arthropoda, Insecta, Coleoptera, Lampyridae. The record is from RefSeq and is a predicted model, not a curated record.
CAAAUUUCAGUUUCCAAGUACUGUCAAGAAUUCGCAAUUGUAAGCAAACUGUUUCAGACGAGAAAAGCUUAGCUUUUCAAUUUUUUGUUGCACAACUUGUGUUUGCGUUGUUUGUUUGUGAUAGUUUUUCUUUUAAAAAAUGGGUGUUCCUAAGUUUUUUAGAUAUAUAAGCGAAAGGUAUCCGUGCCUUUCCGAAAUAGUAAAAGAAUACCAGAUUCCAGAAUUCGAUAAUUUAUAUCUGGACAUGAACGGCAUUAUACAUAUGUGUUCGCAUCCCGAUGAUGCCGACCCGCACUUUCGUAUAAGCGAGGAGAAAAUUUUCACCGACAUUUUUCAUUAUAUCGAAGUAUUAUUUAGAAUGAUUAAACCUCGUAAGUUAUUCUUUAUGGCUGUCGAUGGUGUGGCGCCGAGGGCCAAAAUGAACCAACAACGUGGUCGCCGGUUCCGUUCCGCCAAGGAAGCUCAGACUUCCGAAGCAAAGGCGCUUGAACGUGGUGAAGUUUUACCCACCGAAGCGAGGUUCGAUUCGAAUUGUAUCACUCCCGGAACCGUUUUCAUGGCUAACUUACAUGAACAAUUAAAGUAUUUCAUUGUUAAUAAAAUAUCUACGGACGCAUUGUGGAGGAACUGUAAAAUUAUCCUGUCAGGACAUGAGACUCCUGGCGAGGGUGAGCACAAGAUAAUGGAUUAUAUCAGGUAUAUGCGAGCACAACCCGGAUAUGAUCCAAACACUAGGCAUUGCUUAUAUGGUUUAGAUGCCGAUUUGAUUAUGUUAGGUUUGUGUACUCACGAACCGCAUUUUUCUUUGCUUAGGGAGGAGGUUCGCUUUGGCAAGAAGUCGAAUAAGAGGAAAAAUAUUCCCGAGCAAAUUACAUUUUAUUUGUUACAUCUUUCUUUAAUGAGAGAAUAUUUAGAAUUGGAGUUUCUUCCAUUAAAAAGUAGUUUAAAGUUUGAAUAUGACAUGGAGAAGAUCAUUGACGAUUGGGUGCUAAUGGGUUUUUUGGUGGGAAAUGACUUCAUACCACAUCUCCCGAACAUGCACAUCGACGGCGGCGCCUUACCAGUUUUGUAUAGGGCGUACAUGAAGGUCCUACCGCAGCUAGGCGGUUACAUUAACGAAGCCGGUACUCUAAACCUAUCUAGGUUUGAAAUUUUUAUUAAAGAGUUAGGCAAUAUCGACAUUAAGAAUUUUUCUGACAAAUACGCUGAUCUCAAGUGGUUCGAAGCAAAAAGGCUGGAGGGCAAGAAAAUAGUUGAGGAAAACGGACAUGUGGAAAAUGGUAAGAAAGGAGAAUCAGAUUAUUUGCUUGAUUUAGAAUCUGCGAAAAAAGAUAUCAUCAAAUGUAUGCAAAGGCUGAAAUGUGAACCCCAAAGCCCCCAAGAUGUGGAAGAGGAAUCUGAUUUAAUUAAUAGCGAAUUGGAUCACAAUGAAUUUGAUGUACUAAUUAGUGAAUCAGAAUCGCAGAGUGAAGAAGAUGACGAACUUUUUCAAGCAGAAUUUAUUCAACAUAAGACUGAUUAUUAUAUGAAUAAGUUAGAAUAUGAAAAUGUAAAUGAGGAAGUAUUGAAGUCUCAAACGAAAGAAUAUAUACGGGCAAUUCAAUGGAAUCUCCAUUAUUAUUACAAUGGAGUCUGUUCAUGGUCGUGGUAUUAUCCUCACCAUUAUGCGCCCUACAUUUCGGACAUAAAGGAUUUUGCAGACCUAAAAUUCGAAUUUGAACUUGGCAAGCCGUUCCAACCAUAUGAACAGUUAUUAGCUGUAUUGCCAGCGGCUAGUAGAGUCCUUCUCCCGCUACCUUACCAAAAACUAAUGACUGAAGAUGAUUCCCUAAUUAAAAUGUACUAUCCCGAAGAGUUUAAGACGGACUUAAACGGAAAACGAAUGGAGUGGGAGGCCGUUGUCCUCAUACCUUUCAUAGAAGAGGAGCUGCUAUUGCAAGCAAUGGAAUCGUGUAAUUUAGAAUUGACAGGAGAGGAGGUCGAACGAAAUACGCACGGCCCGAUGUUAGUCUAUCGAUAUACCCCUGAAAACAUGCAACAAUACAAUGCGCCGAAGUAUUUCCCAACCAUAACUGCUUCGCACGCCAAGUGCGAGACCGUUAACAUUAGUGAUAUACGAGUUCCAAUAGAGAAUCUAGUCAAGGGAGCGUAUCCCGGCGCAAAGUUCGAUGUAUAUUAUCCCGGAUUUCCGACGUUGAAACAUUUAGAAUAUACCGCAUCACUCAAAAAAGCAAAGGUACGCGUAUUCGAACAGCCGAGUAGGUACGAAAGUAUGAUUUUGCAAAUAACGCAACCUGACGAUGAACUACCGCAACCUGACGCUUUUGCGAAAGAUUUACUGGGGACAAGUGUACAUGUCGGAUGGCCUCAUUUAGUGGAGGCUCUGGCGGUGGGUAUUUCCACAAAUGACUUUAAAUAUCACAGCACUGGUCAGAUCGGUCAGUACAAUGUCGUCGAUAACAAAUCUCCUGUAACCGGAUCGUGGAAAUCGGAAAGGAACGCCAUAGUGGAACAUUACCAAAAUCGGCUCGGUAUCAAUGUCGGCAAAACAGAAAUGUUGGUACACGUUAAACUGUUGACUGGCAGGAAAUACAUAUUCAAGAACAAUAAGUGUAUCGCGUUAGAAAAACAAUGGACCAAUGUAGCUAGCGCUUAUCCGUUACAAACUGUUGUCCACAACAUUAGAGUUUACGAGGAAAAGUUCGCGUCCUACAACAAUAUCGAAGAUCUUUUUCCUGUCGGUUCACAGUGUUUUAUGCUGGGUCAUCCCUGUUACGGUGCUCUUGGUGAGGUUAUAGACAGCACUGAGACUCUGAAAAAUGGUAGAAUAAAACUUUGUAUGAAAAAGCAGGAGGAGCCGGACCUUUCACCAGUAAGGCAUUUAGACCAUAACAUAGCUGUACGAUUCAUGAACAUUCACAUGGCGUCGACAAAAUUAGCUAUAUCGAAGAAUUUAUUCGGACGAAUCACGGGAACUAUCUUUUUAAUACCGCAAAAAUCUCCCGAUCUUGACUUAUACGACGUUCCUCGGACUAACAUCGGUCUUAACCUAAAAUUUAAUAAAAGGAACGAAGAGAUUCCGGGAUAUACGCGCAAGGACGGUAACGUGUGGUAUUAUUCUGAGAAGGCCGUUGAACUUGUCGGCGAAUAUAUGGCGCGAUUUCCUAAGGUUUUCGAAUAUUUGAACUUUCACGCCGGAAAGGACGUUUACGAGGAACACAAAAUGUUCCCGACUGGAGAUGUGAAGGAACAAAUACGUGAAAUUACCACUUGGAUCAAACAGCAACCGUAUUAUUCUAUUGAAAGACAAGUGACCGGUAGUUCUAUUAUUGAUCCAGAAGCAGUAAAAUUGCUAGAGAAGGUUGUGGACCAGUUUGCUGUGACAAACACUAACUCGAAACAAAUUGUAAUGCAAGUGAAACCGCAUUUAUUGUAUAAGCAUUCAUUACAAGUGGGAUAUUUGGCACCCGACCCUGCAACAACGUAUGAACUGUAUGAUCGAGUCAUAAAUGUUAGAGAGGGCUUCACAGUUCCGAUGGGAUAUAAAGGAACAAUUACUGCCAUACAUAAGCCAAAUGGAAAUGACGCAUCUGAGGGGACUUUUGACGUAGUAUUUGAUAAGCCAUUCGCUGGCGGCCUGUCAAUAAAUGGUUCCUCAAAUCGAGCAUAUCAAAUGACUAAACCAUCUAUUAUCAACAUCUCUUACGGCUUACGAGUGUUUGAGGAAAAAUCUGGAAAACCAGGGCAAUUGCAGAACAUGCAGAACCAACAUACCCGAAAUGAUGUUCACAAUAACAUGAAUUUUAAACCAAAUCAAUUUAACCAGCCGCCUGCUUUCGGACAAUGGUUUCCGAAUAACAAUAAUUACUAUCCUCACCCACCCGCACAUGCGCCAAUAACACCUUUCAAUCCCAACCCUAAUUUCAGUGCGCCUCCAAAUUUCCCUCCCACAUACAAUCCGACCUAUAAUCAAACGGGGCACUCGUUUGUUCCCUACAAAACUCAUUUUGCUCUUAGUCCUGGUCCUCCACAAUACUUCCCGCCAGGUCCAAUGCCAGCGCCCGAACCGAAACUGAACGAAAGAAGAGAUAAUUAUCCAGUUCAUAAGGCGAACAUGUCACCUGAUAAAAAUAAAGUGAUGUUGCGACCAGAAUUUUGGCAACCGCCACCUCGCAACACGCCACAAAGUUCAGCAAGGAAUGAGAAAAAAUUAGUACUUACUCCAGAUGAUGUUUUUGCUCAUGCAAGAGCCACCCAGCAAAAUAUUGCUAAACAAUCCGUGGGCGAAAGUGUGCCUACCGCAGACACAACUCCAAAUCUGUUAUACAACACCGCAAAAGUCUCAAAAGAAUUUCAAAUUCGUGGUUUGGGUUGCCCCAAUUACCAGUACUUCGCACUAAAGGACGGUAAUUUCGUGGCAAGCCUUACAAUGGCAAACGGAGAUGUGCUGGUCGGAAAACCUGCCAAAUCCAAAGAUCAAGCAGCUGAGAACACGGCUGUUGAAGCUUUAACAACUUUAUAUAAGGAUGAGAAAGUCAAUUCUUCAUUGCCCCAAAUGGUGCCACCUAAGCCUCCAAUGAGGUGGCAGAAUCCUCCUUAUAAUAAUCAAGGAAGUCCUCAGAAACAAUGGGCGAAACCCCAAGAGAGACAACACACAGAAAACUGGAGGACCGAGAGACAUGAUAAUUCGAAAAAUUAUGUACCGGCGGAUACGUGGAGACAGCCUGGCAACCAACAACAGACACAGUCACGAACACGAGUUAAUGCGGAUGCCAUCCAUAGGUACCUUCACAACGAUGCAGAAAUGCAAAGCAAAACACAUAAUACAAUGCCAGGCAAUGCUCCAUUUAUACCUUUGCAAGCAGUUCGUCAACAAAGAAGUAGGACCACCUCAAGUACAACUGAAACAGUUUUGAAGGAAAAUACAAACGCUAAUUUUCCACCACAAAAGCAAGAAGUAAAUGUUCCUACGGCCCAGUUAGUGACAGAUUUGUCACCCACUGUGGAGACAGUGAAACCGAAACGCGAAAGAAAGAUGAGAAUUGCCGCAAACUUUCAAAUGGCAUCUGAGUGAAGUGAUUAACCAUUUUUUUAUGUUCUAUUUGUAAUUCGUCAAUUAAGUCUCAUAAUUAAUAUUUUCGUUUUUAUUUUACCACAUGUAAUAUAAAAGUUUAUUUUGAUAAAAAUGUCAAAGUUUAAAUACUAAAAUUACAUUAUGAAAACAUU